CUUCAACGUCCGCACAAAACAAACUCCAUCUCGUCCCUCACCUGUCACCGCCGUCCCACCAACCGCCGCACCACGGCCGCCGCCGCUGCAGCCAUGCACGGCCGCCGCCACCUCGCGGCCUCCCUGGCACGGGCCCUGACCCAGGACCCCUCCCGCUCCAUCUCCUCCACUCCAUCGCUCCUCCAAACCCUUGAAUCGUCCGUGCCCUCGCCUCCGUCCGCCCCUCCAUCGGCGGGGCGGCUCGCGGAGCUGCGCGCGCGGCUGCAGGCGGACGCGCCGUCGCUGGGGGACUUCACGUACUCGGUGGAGGUGGGGACGCGGAAGCGCCCGCUGCCCAAGCCCAAGUGGAUGAAGGAGACCGUGCCGGGGGGCGCCAAGUACGCGGCCAUCAAGGCCAAGCUGCGGGAGCUGAAGCUGCACACCGUCUGCGAGGAGGCGCGGUGCCCCAACCUCGGCGAGUGCUGGUCCGGCGGCGAGACCGGCACCGCCACCGCCACGAUUAUGAUCCUGGGGGACACCUGCACGCGCGGCUGCAGAUUCUGUAAUGUCAAGACAUCUCGAACUCCCCCUCCACCAGAUCCUGAUGAGCCUUCCAAUGUUGCUCAAGCUAUUGCCUCAUGGGGCCUUGAAUAUAUAGUCAUCACAAGUGUUGACCGGGACGAUUUACCUGAUCAGGGCAGUGGCCACUUUGCUGAAACAGUACAGAAGUUAAAGGCUUUGAAGCCAGAAAUGCUUAUUGAAGCACUUGUACCUGAUUUCCGUGGAGACCCAAGCUGUGUAGAGAAGGUUGCAACUUCUGGGUUGCAUGUUUUUGCACACAACAUUGAAACAGUGGAAGAGCUGCAAAGAAGUGUCCGUGACCAUCGUGCAAAUUUCAAACAAUCUAUAGAUGUUUUGAAGAUGGCAAAAGAGUAUGCUCCUCCUGGUACUCUUACAAAGACAUCAAUAAUGCUGGGUUGUGGGGAGACUCCGGAUCAGGUUAUUAGCACCAUGGAAAAAGUUCGGGCUGCUGGUGUUGAUGUUAUAACAUUUGGCCAGUACAUGAGGCCAUCAAAACGUCACAUGCCUGUUUCUGAGUAUGUCACACCUGAAGCUUUUGAGAAGUAUCGGGCCCUUGGUGUUGAAAUGGGAUUCCGUUAUGUUGCAUCUGGACCAAUGGUUCGAUCUUCAUACAAAGCUGGUGAAUUCUACAUCAAAGCUAUGAUCGAAGCUGAUCGAGCAAAAACAUCCCCUGCAGACUUGAGUUCAUAAUUGACAGUACAUCCAUCCCUUAACAUUGGUAUGCUGCAAAUAAGCUCCUCACUGUUUCCUAGCCGGAAGAACAUGUUGAUUUGUGCCACCGUUGCAAGAAUGUAUUUUUGUCAAGAGAAUAAUUGGUGCCGGUUCCUUACUUCCUUUUGUGCCAUUUCAGCAUUUCUUCAUACAUACACGCUCCGCCGUUUUCUUUGAAGAGGUGAAAACUAUUUGCUGUAACAUUAUAUUUAGACCACGGCCUCCUGUGUAUUUUGAUUGUACAGAAAGUGAAUACAGGGCUUGGGCUUGCUGUGUCA
This is a messenger RNA of Setaria italica (foxtail millet), 1550 nucleotides long. Its product is annotated as lipoyl synthase, mitochondrial. The record is from RefSeq and is a predicted model, not a curated record. NCBI's taxonomy places the organism in Eukaryota, Viridiplantae, Streptophyta, Magnoliopsida, Poales, Poaceae. The transcript has 4 exons. Gene Ontology annotation, molecular function: 4 iron, 4 sulfur cluster binding; lipoate synthase activity. Gene Ontology annotation, biological process: lipoate biosynthetic process. Gene Ontology annotation, cellular component: mitochondrion. Bases 94 to 1251 code for a protein of 385 amino acids.